UGGCCUGUCGGAAUACGGGUGGGGAAGAGUUAGCGUUGCGCUGCACGCGCGUGUUCAAUGUGACAUUACCGUGUUUGUGGAUGUGCGGAGAUGCGGUGCGGCUGCGCUCCUCUGCCAGCUGCGUGACCUCACACUCCUGCUCAGCAGUGAGAGGUCCAUCAUGUCGGUGUGUGGUAGGAGCAGGGUUCUGGUGCUGUCUGCGCGGGUUCUGUUAGGCCCGUCCCUGGUGUCAGGUCGGUGUGUGUGGCGCGCUCUGUCCUCGUCAGCGAGUGUGCUGUCGGUCGGGGAGUGGAGGAGAACCUCGGCGGACGGAUGCAGGGUGGAGCAGACGUCUCGGUCCUCGGGGAGAACGUGCAGGAACCUCUCCGCCGCCGCCGCCAACUUCCUGAAUCAGCUCCGCCCCCUGAGCCGCUACGACCCGCUGGACCUGGGAGAGGUGGAGGAGAACACGCGCAAGGCCCUCACCUGCAAACACCUGAGACGCUUCAUCAUCGACCCCGAGCUCGCACACGUCGUCACCGAGCACCUCACACCCGACAUCGAAGAGGGCAAGGCCGUCAUAUUCGAGUGCAACCCAGGACCGGGUGUGUUAACCCGCACACUGCUGAACUGUGGAGCUCACAGAGUGGUGGCGCUGGAGAGUGAUAAAUCCUUCCUCCCUGAGCUGCAGGAGUUGGAGGGUAAGCUGGAGGGACAGUUGCAGGUGAUCCACUGUGAUUUCUUUAAGCUGGAUCCGAUUGGUCAGGGCAGCAUGAAGCCUCCUGCCAUGUUCUCUGAGAAACUCUUCAGCGAUCUCGGGAUCUGUGAGGUGCCGUGGACAGCAGACGUGCCGGUGAAGGUGGUGGGGAUUUUCUCUCAGAGGAACGAGAGGAACAUGUUGUGGAAACUCGUCUAUGCUCUGUACGAGCGCCUGUCUGUGUUCCGCUACGGCCGAGUGGAGCUCAUCAUGUUCAUCAGUGAGAGAGAGUACACCAAGCUGGCAGCGAGACCUGGAGAUUACAGGAACUAUCAGGCUCUGAGCGCUCUGUGGCAGAUGGCGUGUGAUAUCGAGCUGCUGCACCGGGAGCCAUGGUCGUCUUUUGUUACAGCGUCGAAGCACGGAGGUCCUGCGAUCCCCAAGAGCACUCAUGUUCCUAAUGAUCACCUGUGCUUGGUGAGGAUCACUCCUCGUGAAGAUUUCUUCUCCUCCACCGUCACUCCCUUUAACAGCAGCACGCUGGUGAUGAUGGUCAAACAGUGUCUCACUAAACGCCGCUGCAGACUCAUCGACAAGCUCGAUUCGUGGAGCGCGGGCAGCGGCACAGACGUCCUGCUGCAGAUGGGACUGUUUGAGGACGUGAUGACGGGACAGAUUUCCCCGAGCGAGUACAAACGCCUGUUCGAGCUGAUGGAGAAAUCAGAGGAGUUCACACAGAGCUGGCUUUACGACGAGAUCCUGGAGAACACCAAAAACACGGGCUGCGGAUAAAAACUACACACACACACACACACACAUGCACACACACGUUCACACACACGCACACACACACACACACACAUGCACACACACGUUCACACACACGCACACACACUCACACACAUAUACACACAUGCACACACACGUUCACACACGCACACACAUGUUCACACACACACUCACAUAUACACACAUACACACACACACACACACAGCUUGCUUUACGACGAGACACAUGCACAGACAGUUGGAACAAUAUGAUGACUUUAUAGUAUGAUGUUGUUUCAUCAUCAGCAUAGUUAUUUAUCAACACUUAUAAUCGUGGAAUAAUAAUAAUAAUAAUAAUAAUAAUAAUAAUAAUAAUCCAAGAUCAAAGUGAAUGUUAUAAUUCUGGUUAAUUUCAUAUUUUUUAAACAGUAAAGCAGCACUGGACUUUUGUAGGUGUAAAAUAAUGUUACUGUGAAAGCCUUCAAUAAACAACAAUAUAUUUAUAAUAAACAACAAAUUACCUUUCAAAAGCCAACAUCCACAUCAGAACGUUACACACGAGCUUAUACUUCAUAAUUUAUCAUCUUAUAACAUUAACAAUAAAAAUAAUCCCGAUUUAUGGAGGUGUAACAGCUAAUGGAGGUGUGAGGCAGCAGUUCAGCUCCACGCUGUCGGACGGCGUGUCUGAGUCCCGCCAGGUUUCUCCUGAACACGGCGGAGUGAUGAUAUUUUAUAGAAAUCAUUUUUGUGCAACUCGUCCUAUAAAGUGUUUUUGUAUAAAGUAACUAUAACGUGGUGUUUCUGGUGCUGGUGUUUUGCGAGACAGCACAGUUUGUUUUUUAAGAAAAGAUUUUUUUUUUCCUUCAUUAAUGUAUAUAUGAAUUAUGUGAAUAUGAACUUCUAAUAAAAGGAGAAUAAAGA
Molecule: messenger RNA, 2365 nt
Organism: Pangasianodon hypophthalmus (striped catfish)
Lineage: Eukaryota; Metazoa; Chordata; Actinopteri; Siluriformes; Pangasiidae
Gene: tfb2m
Product: transcription factor B2, mitochondrial
Exons: 9
Coding region: 161-1468 (435 amino acids)
Biological process (GO): rRNA methylation; transcription initiation at mitochondrial promoter
Cellular component (GO): mitochondrial matrix
Molecular function (GO): mitochondrial transcription factor activity; rRNA (adenine-N6,N6-)-dimethyltransferase activity
Source: RefSeq, a predicted model, not a curated record